AUGUUGCUUUUCUUUAUUUUCUUAAAUGUUGUUUUAUCACAUCAGUCUGACUUUACUAUUCUCCCUUCUUCUCCAACAAUGCAUAUUUCAUAUGAUAUUAAAACAAGUGCAGUAAAAAGUGAGUCUUCAUUAAUUAUUGCCCAUUUUAAUUCUGGAUUUCCUUUACCAACACAUCUUAUUCCAAAAGAUGGUACACAACGAAUUCAAAUUGCAACAAAACGUCCUCAUGCUGUUGCUUAUAAUUUUUUCAGAAUAAAAGAAUAUUCUUCUCCAACUGAAAUGAACAUUUUCACAUUAAAUGGUAAUUAUUCUAAUCCACAUGAAAAAUUUAACGAAAUCAUGAAUGAUUUUGCAGGAAGAAGGUUUAAAGAAAUAGGUAAAUACGAUAGCUCAGUUAUAGAUUUAAUACAUUCAAAAUUAAUCAGUGUUGAAACAAAUGCCACAAAAGACACUGGAGAUUAUUAUUUUGUUGAAAUGGCAGGAGAACAAUCAUACUACAACUAUAAUUUUACUGAGAGUAUUCUUCAAGAAUAUAGAAAGAGGAAAGAAGGGAAAAGUAAAUACAUUGAAAUGUACAAUUAUUUAAUGGAUUCAUUAGAUGGUGUUAGAAAAGAAUGGGGAUUAGAUGAUAUUCAAACUAGUGAACGAAUAGAAAGUAUUGUUUCCUUCGAUUUUGUUAAUAAAGUUUUCAAUUACUCAGAAGUCAGUGUUAUAUUUAAUGAAACAAUGACUAUAAAAUAUCCAAAAAUUGAAGAAGAUCAUAUUCGAUUAUUAACAUAUUUAACAUCAUGUGGUACUGAUGUAAUGACAAAAGAACAUGUUUGUAAAUUUACUCGUCAUAGACCAGCAAAUGAAAAUGGGCAAGUUGUUACUACUCCUCAAAUUAAAAGAGAAUUACCAAAAGGUGCUUUUAUUCAACACCUUGAAUCUCCAAAAAAUAAUACACUCAAAAAUUAUAGUCUUGUAGUAAGUCCUUUAUUUAUGAAUGCAUCUUGUUUUCAUUGUUCUGUUUAUUAUUUAUACAAUUUACCUAAAGUUGUUUAUUUUAGUAAAGGUGAUUUAAAAAAGAUGACAAAACAAAAGUUUGAUAUGAGGGUUGUUUCAGAAUCACCAUCUUCUCGUUUCAUUCUUAUUCAAAGAAAUACAUCAUCAUUUAUUGAUUCAUUUUCAAUUCCGUUCCAUGUAGAACCAACACCCGUUUCUGAACCAUUUGAAAUUCAGAUUCCAUUAGUGUUCCAGAAAUGUCCAAUUCAUUGUAGUGAACAUUUCUUGUUAAAUCAUCUUCUUGAAUAUAAUAAGAAUGAUUCUUCUAUUCAUGAAGUUUAUGAAACUUCUAAAAUUAAUUCUAUCUUAUUUGGAUGUACUGACACUACAAUAAACCAAGUGUAUGAUCCUCAUUGUGAAAAACAAGUUGUAAAAGGAAAUACACCUAAAACUAUAACUUGGGUAGAUGAAUUGAUGAGAUAUAAAAAU
Molecule: messenger RNA, 1473 nt
Organism: Entamoeba dispar SAW760
Lineage: Eukaryota; Evosea; Mastigamoebida; Endamoebidae
Exons: 1
Source: RefSeq, a predicted model, not a curated record